AUGUCGGACACGAGAGAGAUCAAGGACAGCUCACUGGGUGAGGCGCCGUCAAACACGGGCAAGGUUGUUGCCGCAGACAACGCGAUUGCCCACGAUGCCGUCUUUGGUGAGAUUACGGAAGAUGGCCCCAACUACCGCAGUGUCGGGUGGCUGGGUACUUCCGUCUUAAUGAUGAAAACUCAGAUGGGUCUCGGCGUUCUAUCCAUCCCUUCCAUCCUCGACACUAUGGGGAUCAUUCCCGGAGUCAUCCUCAUUUGCGUAAUCAGCGGCAUCACUACCUGGUCCGACUUCAUUGUCGGUACUUUUAAGCUCCGCCAUCCCGAAGUCUACGGUGUUGAUGAUGCGGGAGAGUUGAUGUUUGGCUGGAUUGGCCGUGAAUUAUUCGGUGCCGGCUUUUGUCUCUUCUUCACGUUCACCUCAGGUUCCGCUAUGCUGAGUAUCUCCAUCGCCUUGAAUGCUCUUUCCAUGCACGCAACAUGUACCGCUGUAUUUGUGGCAGUUGCAGCCAUCAUCGGCUUCGGCUUUUCUAGUAUAAGAACGCUGGGACGAAUCAGUUGGCUGGCAUGGAUUGGUGUUACAAGUAUUAUUGUCGCCGUGCUCACCGUGACCAUUGCUGUUGGCCUGCAAGAUAGGCCUGCGGCAGCACCGAAGAAUCUUCCUUGGAAGUCGGAUUUCAAGCUCGUAGGCUCGCCCACUUUCACAGAAGCCAUCGCCGCCAUCUCUGCACUCGUUUUCUCAUAUGCAGGCACGCCAGCAUUCUUCUCCAUCGUGGCAGAGAUGCGCGAGCCUAAGCAUUAUACCCGGGCUCUCAUUCUCUGCCAGUCUGUUGUCACUCUCGUCUACGUGGCUGUAGGUGCUGUUGUCUAUUACUACUGUGGAUCAUACGUGUCUUCGCCCGCCCUCGGGUCUGCUGGGCCAAGUGUCAAGAAGGUUGCUUAUGGACUCGGUCUUCCCGGUCUUAUCGUCUCGGCUGCUGUACUGCUUCAUGUGAGUGUCUUGAUUACACAGAAGGCUGUAUGUGUGCUGAUCAAGUCGUAG
This is a messenger RNA of Colletotrichum fioriniae, 1038 nucleotides long. The record is from RefSeq and is a predicted model, not a curated record. NCBI's taxonomy places the organism in Eukaryota, Fungi, Ascomycota, Sordariomycetes, Glomerellales, Glomerellaceae.